UUCCAGCAUAUGGUCUCCAGCAUGGAAGCUGCUAAAGAGUGCUCACAUGGUUGUAGAAAUACUUCAGGGAAAGGGGAAGACAGGGGCUCACAAGAUGAUUUCGGACCGUCAGCGCUAGGAACAAAAGAAUACUGGGAUGAUGCCUACCAAAGAGAGCUGGAGACAUUCAAAGACAUAGGCGACGUGGGUGAAAUAUGGUUUGGUGAGGAAAGCAUGGACCGUGUGAUUCAUUGGCUGGAUAACGCCAAGAUCCCAGAAAAUGCUGCUAUUCUUGACAUUGGCACCGGAAAUGGGGUGUUAUUAGUUGAACUGGCCAAACAUGGAUAUACAAAUCUCAUGGGUAUAGAUUACUCUGCAGCCUCUGUCGGACUGGCCAGAAGUGUUCUGCAGGCUGAGGACUUAACUAACGUGACUUUAAAGGAGAUGGACUUCUUGAGAUGUUCCGGGGAGUUGAAGGGUUUUGAUGUCUGCCUUGACAAAGGAACGUUUGAUGCCAUAAGCCUAAACCCAGAUGACAGACACAAAAGCAAAGCAUGCUAUGUCCAGGCUUUAAGACAUGCCCUUAAGAAAAAUGGAUAUUUCAUCAUUACUUCCUGCAAUUGGACAAAAGAGCAGUUGCUACAGAGGUUCAGUGAAGGGUUUGAAUUUGUGCAAGAGCUACCCACGCCCAGUUUCCAGUUUGGGGGUAAGACGGGCAGUAGUGUCACAGCACUCAUCUUCAAGCGCUUACAUUGAUUCACCAGAUAACCAUUCCUCACAGUGGAUCCUGCCAUGCCAUAGAACUGAAUACCUCCAUUCAAAUAAACCUCUAUUUUACAU
Messenger RNA from Lampris incognitus (smalleye Pacific opah), 819 nucleotides. RefSeq names its product EEF1A lysine methyltransferase 2 (gene eef1akmt2). The coding region runs from base 10 to 735 and encodes 241 amino acids. The transcript has 7 exons. The record is from RefSeq and is a predicted model, not a curated record. Lineage: Eukaryota; Metazoa; Chordata; Actinopteri; Lampriformes; Lampridae. Gene Ontology annotation, cellular component: cytoplasm. Gene Ontology annotation, molecular function: protein-lysine N-methyltransferase activity. Gene Ontology annotation, biological process: peptidyl-lysine dimethylation; peptidyl-lysine monomethylation.